AUGAAAAGAUCCCGUAAAGCAGCCAAUCCAUCAAAAACCAUUAAAACAUCAAGACAAACAUUAUUUAUAGAUUCAUUAAUGAAUACAUUUCAAAUCCAAACCGACGCAUCAUCUCCUAUUCUAAUGACGUCCACCGAUGAUGAACUAUCUAACUUGCCCCAAUUCGAUCGUAUCGACGAACAAGAAAAUAAUGACGAAACUAGUAUUGAUAUGAACGAAGAAUCUUCUAUUACACAUAAUUCAGUAUCAUUAAAACGACCACGAUUAAGUUAUAAUAAACGUUUAGAAGCUAAUGCACGUGAACGUGAACGCGUACAUAACUUAACCGCUGCAUUCGAAGCAUUAAGACAAGUUAUACCUAUGUAUGGUGAUCAAUCAAAGUUGAGUCGUUUAUCAAUAUUACGUAUAGCUUGUUCAUACGUACAUGUUCUUGGUGCAUUAAAUGAAAUUGAUUUCAGCCAAGGACAAAAUGCGUACACACUCAAUGAAUCAUUUCAUAUGCUUUCAUGUACAAUUUUAAACGAACUCAAACGAAAAAAGAGCAAUUAA
This is a messenger RNA of Rotaria socialis, 549 nucleotides long. The record is from the annotation of a GenBank genome assembly. NCBI's taxonomy places the organism in Eukaryota, Metazoa, Rotifera, Eurotatoria, Philodinida, Philodinidae.